Monomorium pharaonis (pharaoh ant) is the source of this 1472-nucleotide messenger RNA. Its product is annotated as DALR anticodon-binding domain-containing protein 3. NCBI's taxonomy places the organism in Eukaryota, Metazoa, Arthropoda, Insecta, Hymenoptera, Formicidae. Gene Ontology annotation, biological process: tRNA C3-cytosine methylation; arginyl-tRNA aminoacylation. The transcript is spliced from 5 exons. Bases 80 to 1393 code for a protein of 437 amino acids. Gene Ontology annotation, molecular function: arginine-tRNA ligase activity; tRNA binding; ATP binding. The record is from RefSeq and is a predicted model, not a curated record.
UGACCGCUCUCAGGUUCCUCUCUGUCUGUAGUAAGUGUCACUUAUAAUCGGUCAACAUAUAUCGGUGUUAAGGUACUCAAUGGAAACUUGGGCUGGUUUCUGUACCAGAUGUAUCAUCAACAAUAUUGUUUUCCACUUUACUGGAGAUACUCAUAAAAAUUCUUCAGUAAUCAAAGUGAAUAGCGAGAACUUGUUGGCAAAUGGAGAGCUGUACUUUCUGUGCAAUUUCAAAGCAUGGAGAAGUCUUCUGGUUUGCUCUACGAAUUGCACAAGUAUUCUGCAACAUUUCGCACACACACAUGGUGCGACGAAAGGCAACAUAGACGAGGAUGUGGCUGAAGAACAGAUCUUUGAACAGUUAAUGAUAAAGAGCAGUAGUUGGCCAGUAAGGAUACAAAGAUGCUUGUUGCGAAAGGAAAGAGUCUGUCUGUUCCUAAAUCGAGGAGAUAUCAUUUCAAAUAGCAUAAGAAUAGCCAUAGAGUAUGGUAAGACAUUUGGAAAGGCUGAACCUACUGAUAAAGCAUUUACAUUAAAGUAUCAGCCUGAUGGACAAUCAGACCUUACUACUCAAAGGUUGUGUCUAAUGAUGGACAUUGCUGCAAAGAUGUUGUGUCUGCACGGGCAUACAUUAUCAACUGGGGACAAUUGUAGCAAAUAUAUGUUUACUAGCAAAUCAGAGGGACUGGUUGACAAGGGGUAUGAGAAAUAUGUCUGUGGCGUUGUGAAGAAUUCCCAAUCAAAUUCAAAAGAAACAAGUCUUACGUGGGAGCAGUAUAUAAAAUAUAAAAUGGAUCAAUUGGCUGAACUAAGCAUUCAUAAAUUUAUUGAGAAAAACAAUGUAAAAGAUUGUUUCCUGCGCAAUUUAGCCAGUGCUAUUGCAAUUUUUGAAUUAAUAUCUGUGAAACCAAGUCGAUCAGUUAUUAUUGAGAAUAAUAAUUUAGAAAAUGAUAGAAGCAUUACAAAUACCAAAGGUGCAUCAUUUGUAUUGUAUAAUACUGCCAGGAUAGCAACAAUUUUAACAAAACAUAAUGAGAAGGUAUCAUGUGGAGAUUAUCCUAGUUUGCCAGAUAUAAAAAAUGUAGAUUUCUCACAGUUGCAAGAAGAAGAAGAAUGGGAGCUUAUAUAUAAUUUUAUUUUUGGAUAUCCGGAAAUGAUAAAUAAUUGCUUAAAGUGUGAACCAGGUUUUCAUAUUGAUCCACAAGUCAUAUGCCUGUUUUUAUCACGAUUAUGCCAAAAAUUCAGUGUCUACUAUCGAAAAGUCAAAAUUUUAACAGAAGGAGGUGAUCACUUGAUUCCCAAGAGAGUUGCAAGAUUGUACAUGUUGCGUGCACUACAGAUUGUAUUUGAGAACGCUCUAGACAUUUUAGGCAUCAAGCCAGUAUCGCGAAUGUAAAAUUGUUUUGUGAAAAAGAAACUCGAAUUUAUAUUUAGCUUAAUAUAAAUAAAGUUGUUAUAUUUCUAUGUUUAUAAAA